AUGGCUCCUCAAAGACAGAUUUCUUUGCUUUGUACCAUGUUUUGUACUAUAGCAUUCAUCACUUGCGGAGCAGAAGGACAGAAUGAUGCUGAGCCAGAAGUAACUAUCACACUCGGACGGCUCAAAGGGAGACAGACAAAUGUGAAGGGGACAGACAGACUUGUAAAUGUUUUCCUUGGGAUUCCUUUUGCAAAACCACCUGUUGGAUCUUUGAGGUUUUCCCCACCUGAACCACCUGAAUCCUGGAAUGAUGUGAGAGAUGCCACUUCUUACCCACCACUAUGUCCUCAAGAUCUGUCUAUGUUGAAAAUAGCUGAAAAAAACUUUAAAGAAAAACACAUUCCAUUCCGAACUUCUGAGGACUGUUUGUAUCUAAAUGUUUACAGCCCUGCUGGUUCAAACAAGAAGGACAAGUUACCUGUAAUGGUGUGGAUCCAUGGAGGCAAUUUUAUAUUUGGUGGUGCUUCUAGGUAUGAUGGUUCUGCACUAUCAGCCUACGAGAAUGUUGUGGUAGUAAUAAUUCAGUACAGACUCGGACUCCUUGGAUUCUUCAGUACUGGUGAUGAACAUGCUCGUGGGAACUGGGCCUUUUUGGAUCAAGUAGCGGCUCUUCGGUGGAUCCAAGAAAAUAUUGAACACUUCGGUGGAGAUCCAGGAUCUGUCACGCUCUUUGGUGUGUCUGCAGGAUCUUGCUCUGUUUUUGCACAUGUUUUGUCUCCUUUGUCUAAGGGUCUCUUUCAUAAAGCAAUAUCAGAGAGUGGAAUUCUAAUCCCCCCUGAUAAAGAUUUGCUUCUUUCAACAUAUCUUAAG
Messenger RNA from Pterocles gutturalis (yellow-throated sandgrouse), 810 nucleotides. RefSeq names its product fatty acyl-CoA hydrolase precursor, medium chain-like. The annotation marks the transcript as partial. NCBI's taxonomy places the organism in Eukaryota, Metazoa, Chordata, Aves, Pterocliformes, Pteroclidae. The record is from RefSeq and is a predicted model, not a curated record. The transcript is spliced from 6 exons.